GCUAUUUUGAAUCGUGGAUACGUAAAUCUGCACAGGCGACUGUGAUUGGCUGAAACCCACCAGCGCUGUGAAAAGUAAUGGUUAUUAUGUGACUUCGUUUGUGCGCUUCUUCCGGUUUUAGCAGCGCUCUGAACAAUAAUUGACGCGUGAUACUAACACUGGGAGACUUUAAGAGACAUAAAAUGCAUAGCGAAGAGUUGAAACAAGAUUUAUUGUGUACACCCAACUCAUCAGAAACAACAUCCGGGCCAAUAAGCCACGCCCCCUCGAGGACCCGUAUUUUAUAAUAAUUGCCGCUCUACUCACUUCUUCCAUUUCUAUGAAUCAAAGCCGCUCAUGUUUCUAUUCAGAGUAAAAGGAGCCAAGACAAGAGAUCCGCAUGAGAGAAAGUCAAAAACCAAAGGAAAGUGUUGAGAACGCUUCAAAGUGAUACAUUGGUCUGUGUUGAACGCAGGUGUGUGGAGUUUGGGUCAGGAUGCGGCCGGCUCUGUUCCUCUGUCCCGUCCUGAUCUCUCUGUUAUUCCUUCUGUCUGGACUGACCCUCAUCAGUGGCUGUAACAAAGCUCUGUGUGCCAGCGACGUCAGCAAAUGUCUUCUACAGGGUCUGUGUCAGUGCCGGCCGUCGGAGGGAAACUGUUCGUGUUGUAAGGAGUGCAUGCUGUGUUUGAGCUCGCUGUGGGAGGAGUGCUGCGACUGUGUCGGAAUGUGUAACCCCAGGAAUUACAACGACAGUCCUGCCACCUCCAAGAGCACCGUAGAGGAGCUGUACCGGCCAAUCCCGUCGCUCUUCCGCGCUCUGACCGAAGGUGAUGCCCCCAUUAACAUGAUGGUCGUGUCAUUCCCCAUCGCCGAGGAACUUUCCCACCAUGAGAACCUCGUGUCUUUCCUGGAGACGCUCGACAGCCAGAGCCACAAUAUCUCACUGCCCAGCAGCAGCAGCGUCCAUGAUGAUGCCUUGUGUACGGUGGUCUACUUUGAUGACUGCGUGUCCAUCCGUCAGUGUAAGCAGUAUUGCGAGUCGAUGGGUGGAUCAAAGUACCGCUGGUUUCAUAACGCCUGCUGUGAGUGCAUCGGCCCUGAAUGUCUGGACUAUGGCAGCAAAGCCGUAAAAUGCAUGAACUGCCUCAUCUGAGAGCCCAACACUGACUUCACACACUUCAUCUGCUGUUUUAUUGUAUAAAACACAUCUGACGAUUUCUGCUCUUGUUUACAGAUCUUGUUUCUUAUUCUUGUCUUUUGGAAAAUAAGGUCAAGGGUGUUUUUGUAAGUUAUCGAUAUUGUUUGUGAAUUAUUACAGCAGCAUGUAGGACAUUUCUCAUUCAAAUCAUAUUCAUCUGUAUAUAGUUCUCAUUUCAUAUUCAUAUGCCUGGUUUCAUUAUUAAAAAUUAAA
Onychostoma macrolepis is the source of this 1390-nucleotide messenger RNA. It is a transcript of the gene twsg1a, whose product is annotated as twisted gastrulation BMP signaling modulator 1a. Gene Ontology annotation, biological process: regulation of BMP signaling pathway. NCBI's taxonomy places the organism in Eukaryota, Metazoa, Chordata, Actinopteri, Cypriniformes, Cyprinidae. Bases 476 to 1132 code for a protein of 218 amino acids. The record is from RefSeq and is a predicted model, not a curated record. The transcript is spliced from 5 exons.